AAGCUUGCUCUGUGCUAGAAAGUUACCUUUUCAUCCGAUUACAGGACUGCCUCAAGCGGUUUUCCAAACAUAUCCAGGAGAAGCAAAGUCAAAUGGUUUUUAUGCUACCGUCUUCGACCCAAUAACUACACUCAAACACCUCAAGAAUGAUCUGCCAGCGCUGCCGAACCAGCCUCCUUUCUCGGCUGCAACCGCAACACACGGUUGCUUUUUCUGCCUCAUUAUGCGCACGCCAGCUGCCAAUUCACCGGAGUCAAUUUCGGAACUACAGUGAUGGCAAGCCUACAGUAUCCGCCACGCCACCUUCUUCAGUUCCCCGCCAGCCUGUCGCAUCGGAUAUCACGAUCCCGUCGGCAAUCUCAUCAGCGACUCCUGGCGUGUCCCAACCACUCAGCACACCGGAAGAAGUUCAUAUUGAUGCUCCUACGAAGCCUACGAAGGCUGCCGCGGAGCGCCCGCCAAGCUCCUGCCCUGCUGGAACGAAGUUGAACGGUCUCAACUACUUCAAGAAUAAGCCUGACGUCGUCGCUUUGGAAGACUCUGAAUACCCGGAGUGGCUGUGGUCGUUGUUAGACGAUGCUAAGAAGCAAUCAAAAUCUGAGGGCGGAGUGGAUCCGAGCACCUUGAACAAGAAGCAACGCAAGCGUUAUGAGAAGAAAAUGGCUGCUCGUGCCGCAACCCUCCCUCCUAAGAUCCCUGUUCAUCACCAUGCUACUGAUAUUACUCCUGCUCCAUACAACCGCGGUGACCAAGCGACCGACGAUCUCCUGGCUGAGGCCGCCGAGAGUCUUGAGAAGCGCUCCGAGAUCACAAAGAGCGCGAGAGAGGCUCGGAGAAAGGCCAUUAGAGAGGCCAACUUCCUCCGCGGUCUCUAAUCUUUUGGGAAGCCUUGACCAUGUUUGGUGCCGACUUGCCCCGCUUUUAUGGUGUUUCCAACAGGGUUACCCGUGUACAAUUGUGUUGACUGAUAUUGAUGUAAAGGCCCCAUUCGGGAUAUUUCAGAUGUAUUUUAUGGAACUUUGUAUUCAUCUUACUUAUAAUUCCCAGGCAAAGCGCUAAAUGAAACUUGCUGUUCUAUCCG
This is a messenger RNA of Aspergillus alliaceus, 1081 nucleotides long. Its product is annotated as mitochondrial 54S ribosomal protein mL54. Bases 147 to 875 code for a protein of 242 amino acids. The transcript has 2 exons. Gene Ontology annotation, cellular component: mitochondrial large ribosomal subunit. Lineage: Eukaryota; Fungi; Ascomycota; Eurotiomycetes; Eurotiales; Aspergillaceae. The record is from RefSeq and is a predicted model, not a curated record. Gene Ontology annotation, molecular function: structural constituent of ribosome.